GGUAUUUACAACAGGAAAAACUUCUAGCUACCUGCCGUGAAUUUAUUUUGGAAAGCUCAGAUUUGAAGGAAUAUGCAGAGCACUGUACGGAGGAUGGGUUUAUUCCAGCCUGCUUGCUGUCCCUGUGUGGAAAAAACUUGACAACUAUUCUUAAUGAGUACGUAGCCAUGAAAACAAAAGAAACAACAAAUGAAGUUCCAGCAAUGAUGUCAUCUCUAUGGAAAAAAUUAGACUAUACACUUUCACAGAUCAGGAGCAUGCAGAAUUCCACAGGAUUUUCUGCUAAUCAAAGGACACGUACAAGAAGUGGAAUUGUAGAAAUGAAAAGACAGAGAAUGCUUCAGCAAUCAGCUCCUGCAAACUCAGGAUUGUUGUCAGUAGCCCAUCAGUCAGGGCCACAGAAUUCCUCUUCCAUUGCACCUCCUCAAGUUAUUCAUAGGCCAGCAAUGAGUCAAAGCAUGUCACAGACAAGAGUGAAUACAUUGUUUGUGCACCCGUCACAAUCCCAAGAAAACAAGAUCACCACAGGAGAUUUCAUACACAUACAAGUUCCAGCAUCACAAGAACGAAAGCUUCAUUCAAACUUGCUUUCUCCAGGAAGACGAAAAAGUGAAUCUCAGAAGAGGAAAAGUAUUGCAACAUCUGGACCUCUUUCAGUGACCAUAAGUUCUCAAGACCCUGAUGAAGUAUUAAUAGAAAAAGAAAGUGAGCCACUUGAAGAACUCAUAGAUGGUAACUUCCCACAACUGGUUAUUGAAAAUGCCAGAGAAAAAAUCUUGAGCAACAAAUCUCUUCAGGAGAAGCUUGCUGAGAACAUUAACAAGAUCCUGAGCAGUGAUGGCAAUGUUGCUCAGGCUCCUAAACAGACAGACAGUGGUCCCACGGAACAGGAGACUUCAAUUGAUGAAAUCCUUGGCCUUCAGGGUGAAAUUCAUAUGUCAGAAGAGGCCAUACAGGACAUUCUAGAACAGACAGAAUCAGAUCCAGCUUUUCAGGCACUCUUUGACUUGUUUGAUUAUGGAAAGAGCAAGGUAAACAAGAACUUACCUGCUGGUAUUUCUGGUCAGAGUGGAGUAGAAAAUGCGAUCCUGGUGGAGGAGAGUAACCUGGAAACACUUGAAAGUUCUUUAGGAACAGAAGAAACUGGUGAUAAUUCUAGAGAAUCACUGUCCUGUAAAGGUUUUCAGAUAGCAGAAGCAUCAUGUGCCUUGAAGACCAGCGUUAAUGAUGUUGAUAUGGCUAAGAAAAAUACAACCAGUGAACAGCUGCAUGGAAAUUGUAGACCAAGGAAGGAGACUGAAGUACUUAAAAACGUUACCCCUGAACAUACUGGAGAGCUUGAAAUCGCUUUUGAAUCCGUGCCUGAUUUGACGGAACCUGACAAGAGACAGAGUUCUGAUGGUGAAUGUAAUGAACGCUGUGGAGAUUCUUAUGACAAAAAAGAGUUGUCUGCGUUGGUAUCUGAGAGUGAAAGAGCUGUGGAAAUUGAAAAAGGCCCACUAAGUCAUAGUGCUCAAAGUAGUCCUAAUUUAGAAUAUGUUAAUUCUGGUAGUCCACAAAUUUCUUUGAUUUCAUUGGCAGAAGGUACUACAGCCAGUGAAAACAAAACACAUCCUGGAAGUAAAUGUCACUUAUCACCAGAUACAUCACAAUCUGAAAAAACACUUACUGCAAGCCCUCCUGAUGGGAGCCCUGGACAGAGUCUGCUGCUGGGAAAAAACGGUUCAUCAGUUGCUAGCCCAUCAGCAGACACAGGAAAAGAACAGGCUGUGACAAAUGAUACAGCUGCCUUACCUGGUAUUUUGCAGGAGAACUCUAGCCACCACUCUAACCUUCAGGAACAGAGUACACAAUCAGACUGUGCUGCAAGAUCUGCAGUGAAGAUUCUGGAUCUUGACAAAACAGAGUUGCAGCUUGAAGUUGUUGAUACUUCUAACAAAACUUAUUUGAAUGAUCAGCAUACAGUUGAUAAGCCUUGUAAGAAAGAUUUUAACCUUGCUUCAGGACUGACAAACUCAGAUGGAACACAAGGGGAAAUGCAAGAACCUUCAUCUUCUACAAAAGUAGAUGCUGAUAAUGUUUAUUUCUCUUCUGGUGGCGGUGCAUGUACAGAAAUUUCUGUAGUAUCCACUGAAAAUAAUCUUACUACAUCUGAAAUAUGCCACUCUCCUCUCCCAGAAACUGCAUCCUCAACAGAAGAGUCAGGUACUGAGGCCAAAAGUAUCAGCGGUGUAUCUUCGAGUAGUCAACCGAUGGAUGUUGAUCCUUCUAAUAUAAUGUCCCUCAAGAUUAUCAUCAGCGAUGAUCCAUUUAUUUCAUCGGACACGGAGUUAAAUAAUGCUGUUUCCAGCAUCACAGGAGAAAAUUUGCCAACUAUAAUAUUGUCUUCUCCAGCCAAAUCCCCAACCAAAACUGCAGGCCUGUCCAAAUGUCUGACUUCAGAAGACACAGAAAAAAAUGUGGAUUCAGCUUUGGCAGAGCAGAAUCUCCUUGUGCUUCGACCGAAGGAUCCUGUGGUCACUGCCGUUAACACUCAGAAUGAAGACGGCGCUGUGUUUUCAGUUGCAGGUACAACUAACCUUUCCAAGGAAGGGGGAUUUAUACAGUUGAUGCCAGCAACAAGCACAGCUUUUGGGAAUUCAAACAACCUUUAUAUAGCCACCUGUGUGACUGAUCCGGGCACCUUGGGCACAGCUGUGACACCAUCAAAUGUAGUUGUGCUGCCUGGCAGUUCUAUGCCACUUGCUGCCCAGGCUCCAGUUGUGCAACAGUUACGGACGCCUCCGAGAUCCAGCAGUACAUUUGCACCAAACCAGACUGUCUCCCCAAACUUCCCACAAGGUUCUGCCAUUAUAAUUGCAUCUCCAGUGCAACCUGUUUUGCAAGGAAUGGUGGGAAUGAUACCUCUCUCCGUAGUAGGACAAAAUGGAAAUACGUUCUCAGCACCUGCCCGCCAGGUUCUCCAUAUGCCUGUGGCUAACCCAGUGUGCAACAGAAGCGUCCCAAAACUUCCCAUCCCUCCCAAAUCACAAAAGAUCCCUGGAGCAAGAAACAAGACUAACACAGGAAAACUGGUACCAGGUGUAGCUGAGCCUUUGAACCAUACAAACCCUCGAACACAAAGGACUGGAAAUUCAGACAAGCUUAUCACUGCAGAACUAGGAAGGAAAGCGGAGGAGAAUUUACCUGUUGCACCAGUAGAAAGCACAAGCUCAAAUUCAAGACAAAGUGAAAGUCACAGGAGAGUGCUUUGCUUUGAUAAUGUCCUACCUGCUCCAGGAGGAAACACCCAAAUUCAGACUACUAAGAGUUUAUCCCACAAAGAAAGAAACGAAAAUGCUUUAUUUGCUGUUGACUCUGCAUCAUCCUCUGCUAAGGCCCAGGUAGCAAAGAGAGAGAAAGAUAAAACAUUGCCUAGAAUUCUGUGUAAGCCAGAAGUCAGUAGCAACAGAAGCACAUCUGCAAAGGAGCCACAGCCCGAGCGGAAGGUGGCAGCUGCAGGGCUUCCAUUAGAUCCCUUCCACAAGACGACAGCAAAUAAAGAAAAUGAAUUGCGAAGGGACGCUGAUGAAAAACAGAAGAGCCAGGACACUGCCAAGCUCUCAAACGGCCAGCAAAGUGUUAGCUUAUGGAAUGAGAAGACAGUUGCUUCGGUGCAAGAGCUGAACAAAAAGCAAGGGUCCUUGUCCAAUGGGACUGGCAAAUCUGCCGUCUCCGUUCCUUUGUCUUCAAAGGAACCGAAGCGAGAACCGGCGAAAGUUCCCAACCAAGGCCUCUGCCUGUCCAGUCCCUUCGCUAAACAAUGUGUGGAAAUGCUGCAGGACAUCCAGUGGCACAGCCCGACUAGUAAAACAGUUGAAAACGGAGAACUGCCAGUACCCCGUACGCCGUCCGGCGUUGAGGACAGGCAUGCGGAUGACACUACAGACAGCGUACGGACACCGACCUGCCGGCGCUUCAACGAGGACAGCGCCACCCCUAGGAUAAUGGUUCCCCCCGCUACGCCAGACCUGCCUGCCUGCAGCCCGGCCAGUGAAACGGGUAGUGAAAAUAGUGUCAGUAUGGCUGCUCACACGCUGAUGAUCCUCUCACGGGCGGCUAUUGCACGGACUAGCACUGCAACCCCCCUGAAGGACAAUACUCAACAGUUCAGAUCUUUGCGGAGCGCAGUAAAGAAAAGGAAACUUGAGGACUUGAAUGAGAGUGAGAGAAAUUCUCGUUCUGCAAAUAGGAAAGACCUUCAAAGCUCUCCAACACCUUCAAAGAAGAAGAAAAUAAAGAAAAAGAAGCUACCAAAUUCUUUUCCAGCAUUUUUUGGAAUGGACGUGGACAAGUUCUUGUUGUCUUUGCAUUACGAUGAAUGAAGAAGUUGAACUGUGACUGUCUAAAGCUAGGUGGUGUUAUGCUGAGGUUCUGCAUGGGAAGAGGAGUUAAUUCUGUAGGCUGAGUUGCACUUUCAGUGCACUGAAGUUUCACUUUAUAGCAAAAUCAUGCUGUUUCUGAAGCAGGUUGCUAAGUGUAAAUAUCAUUGAGUUGGUAUAUGUUUAUUUUUUAAAAAGCACUUGCGU
Messenger RNA from Antrostomus carolinensis (chuck-will's-widow), 4568 nucleotides. RefSeq names its product nuclear protein, coactivator of histone transcription (gene NPAT). Gene Ontology annotation, cellular component: nucleus. The annotation marks the transcript as partial. Gene Ontology annotation, molecular function: transcription coregulator activity. The transcript is spliced from 17 exons. NCBI's taxonomy places the organism in Eukaryota, Metazoa, Chordata, Aves, Caprimulgiformes, Caprimulgidae. The record is from RefSeq and is a predicted model, not a curated record.